UACUUAAGGCGUCGUGGCCUCGCCUGCCCCGCCUUAGCUCCCGCGCUAGAGAGAAACAUGUAUCGUUUCCGAUCACAGCUCUUCACGGGGAUUUCUGCUGCCGCCACCACCCACUCUCACCCUCGCCGCUUCUCGCCUCUGUUGUUAGUUGAAGACUCGCCUCUUAGUUGCCCGCCGCACAGACGCACGAGUAAAAAGUGCAGCUCCAUCGGCUGAUCCUCGCUAAGCUCCGAGUUCAGGCGGCACCGGGCGUCCCACGAUGCCGAAGAAUAAGAAGCGGAACACUCCCCACCGCGGUGGUAGUGGCGGUGGCAACACAGGGGCAGUUGCAGCUACUGCGGCUACAGCAGGUGGCCAGCACCGAAUUGUUCAGCCUUUUAGUGAUGAGGACGCAUCGAUUGAAACAAUGAGCCAUUGCAGUGGUUACAGUGAUCCUUCCAGUUUUGCUGAGGAUGGACCAGAAGUCCUUGAUGAGGAAGGAACUCAAGAAGACUUAGAGUACAAGUUGAAGGGCUUCAUUGAUUUGACACUGGAUAAGAGUGCAAAGACAAGACAGGCAGCUCUUGAAGGUAUUAAAAAUGCAGUGUCUUCAAAAAUGCUUUAUGAAUUUAUCCUGGAAAGAAGAAUGACUUUAGCUGAUAGCAUUGAGCGUUGCCUUAAGAAAGGCAAGAGUGAUGAGCAGCGGGCUGCCGCAGCAUUGGCAUGCGUUCUUUGUAUUCAGCUGGGCCCCGGGAUUGAAAGUGAAGAGAUCUUAAAAACUCUUGGCCCAAUCCUAAAGAAAAUAAUUUGUGAUGGAGCAGCUAGUAUCCAGGCUAGGCAAACAUGUGCAACUUGCUUUGGUGUUUGCUGUUUUAUUGCCACAGAAGACAUUACUGAGCUGUAUUCCACCCUCGAAUGCUUGGAAAGUAUCUUCACCAAAUCAUAUCUGAAAGAGAAAGACACUAAUGGUCUCUGCAGCAGCCCUAACACAGUGCUGCAUGUCAGCGCGCUUCUGGCGUGGACCUUGUUACUGACCAUUUGCCCCAUCAAUGAAGUGAAGAAAAAGCUUGAGAUGCAUCUGCAUAAGCUUCCAAGCCUCCUCUCAUGUGAUGAUGUAAACAUGAGAAUUGCUGCUGGAGAAUCUUUGGCACUUCUGUUUGAGCUGGCCAGAGGGAUGGAGAGUGACUUUUUUUAUGAAGACAUGGAGUCUUUGACUCAAAUGCUUAGGGCAUUGGCUACAGAUGGAAAUAAGCACCGGGCCAAAGUGGACAAACGAAAGCAGCGGUCGGUAUUCAGAGAUGUUCUGAGGGCAGUGGAGGAACGGGAUUUUCCAACAGAAACUGUUAAAUUUGGUCCUGAGCGUAUGUAUAUUGAUUGCUGGGUCAAAAAACACACCUACGACACCUUUAAAGAGGUGCUUGGCUCAGGGAUGCAGUACCAUUUGCAAUCAAAUGAAUUCCUUCGCAAUGUGUUUGAACUUGGUCCCCCGGUGAUGCUUGAUGCUGCAACUCUGAAAACGAUGAAAAUUUCACGUUUUGAAAGGCAUUUAUAUAACUCUGCAGCCUUCAAAGCCCGAACAAAAGCUCGGAGCAAAUGUCGAGAUAAGAGAGCAGAUGUUGGAGAAUUCUUCUAGAUUUCCAGCACUUGAAAAUUGUUUUCUGAUCUUAACUUUUUUUCUUUUUCUUUUUAAUUUCUAAUGUACUUAAAUUGUAGAGACAGUUUUUAUCUUGGGGUCAACAUAGAUAACUUUUUUAGCCAGGGAUUAUAUAUUAUAACUUAAUGUACAGUAUUAUAAAUGGUGAAUUCUAAUGAAUAA
Messenger RNA from Chrysochloris asiatica (Cape golden mole), 1795 nucleotides. RefSeq names its product interferon-related developmental regulator 1 (gene IFRD1). Lineage: Eukaryota; Metazoa; Chordata; Mammalia; Afrosoricida; Chrysochloridae. The record is from RefSeq and is a predicted model, not a curated record. The transcript has 12 exons. Gene Ontology annotation, cellular component: nucleus. Bases 260 to 1612 code for a protein of 450 amino acids.